GUCGGCAAGAAGCAACGGACCUAAAGUCUAAAGCAGCCCACAGAAAAUGGCGCAUGCCAAUGCCAUAACCAAUCGCCAUCUUCGGAAUCUCUCAUCUCCCCUAGCCGGCAGCUUAGGCUACUUUGAUGUACUAUUUCGUUGGGCAUUAACGACGCCGAAUCCAUAGAACUAUGAUGCUCAUGGUUGCAUUGGCAUUGGUUCUCGGUUUUUUGCUGAGUGUUUUUGUUUUCACUCCGCGAGACCGCAAAUCUAGUUGUCUGGGAAAAGACAAGUCCAACUUAAAGGAUAACAAGGCAUCAAAAACCUACAGCAAAGCAGAAGUCUCAUUGCAUAACAAGAGAACAGACUGCUGGAUAAUCAUCAAGAACAAGGUUUAUGAUGUGACCUCAUAUGUAGAGGAACAUCCAGGCGGUGAUGCCAUUCUAACACAUGCCGGAGAUGAUUCAACUGAAGGUUUUUAUGGCUUUAAGAAGCCAAAUUGCAUAUUCAUUGGCUUCCCUCGUGGGACCCUGAUUUCAUCAAGAUUGCUCCCCGUGUGGUGUAAGGUAUUGCUUCUAAUUUUGAUUACUUCUGUAGAAUCAUUUGCGACCACCAUUUGUCGAAAUCUUUCUUCCCAACACAUUUUAGAACCUUCAAGAACGUGACUUAAUUCAAAUUAGAACAUUGUCUAUUGAGACUGCUGCGUUUCCUUUGAGAACAUGUCUAUUUCCUAAUAAACAUGAUCCACUGCCUGAUUGUCACUGUAUUUCUGCUCUCGUUUCUUAUCUGUAUAUUGUAAGCUCACUAUUCUUAUUUUAUUGCUCCCUCCUCUCCCUAUUGUAUGACUUUUUACUUUUACGUGGCAGGCCGCAACAUGCAACUCGAGUAUUUGAUAUGAUUGAAGACUUCUACAUUGGAGAUUUGGAGCAUUAGCUAGAUCAGUGGUUUGCGACACGCAUGACUUGAGAAUCUUAAUCUUCUAAUAACAUUUCUUGUCUAUUGAUUGAGCUUUCUUAGAUACUACUUGAGGAGUGCUUUGCCCAUUGGGAGUGUUUAACCACACCGUGAUUAAUACGUCUUCAUCUGCAUGGAUAGGAUAGUUUGUUUCCCUGUGAUAAUCACAAGCCACCUGCUAUUGUCUCCAUAGGAUUUGGAUUCCAUGCCCUUGACAACUACAAGUAUUGGGUGCCUAUUUCCACGUGGCAAAAUUUAUAUUGUCCAUUAAAUCAAUGGUUUGGAGAA
This is a messenger RNA of Prosopis cineraria, 1221 nucleotides long. RefSeq names its product cytochrome B5-like protein. The record is from RefSeq and is a predicted model, not a curated record. The transcript has 6 exons. NCBI's taxonomy places the organism in Eukaryota, Viridiplantae, Streptophyta, Magnoliopsida, Fabales, Fabaceae. Gene Ontology annotation, molecular function: heme binding. Gene Ontology annotation, cellular component: intracellular membrane-bounded organelle; membrane. Bases 171 to 644 code for a protein of 157 amino acids.